Molecule: messenger RNA, 840 nt
Organism: Metarhizium brunneum ARSEF 3297
Lineage: Eukaryota; Fungi; Ascomycota; Sordariomycetes; Hypocreales; Clavicipitaceae
Gene: 6PGD
Product: 6-phosphogluconate dehydrogenase, decarboxylating
Biological process (GO): pentose-phosphate shunt; pentose-phosphate shunt, oxidative branch
Cellular component (GO): cytosol
Molecular function (GO): NADP binding; phosphogluconate dehydrogenase (decarboxylating) activity
Source: RefSeq, a predicted model, not a curated record
AUGCUUUCUGCCCUCUGCGAGGCCUGGGGUUUCCUCAACACCGGCAUGGGGCCCGACUACCAUCAGAUUGGACAAGCAUUCCAGCAGUGGAACAAUGAAGGGGAACUGCAUGGCACUUUUCUUGUCGAGAUUGCCGCAGAUGUUUGCAAGGCAAGAAAACGUGACGGCGGCUACGUCCUCGACGACGUGCUCGACAAGGUCGUGCAAGACGGCGAUGCUUCAGAGGGAACGCCAUCAUGGUCAAUCGCAGAAUCCGCCUCGAGGCACAUAUCGUGCCCGACACUCGCCGCGGGACUUUUUUUCCGCACUGCUUUAGGGAAUCGCCAGGAACGGCUCAAGGUCGCCCAGAGCGUUGCCAUGCCCCCGCCAAGGUCCUUUCAAGACAUGAUGGACAAGGACAAGAUGGGGCUGGAGCUGAUUGCGCGGGAAUCGAUUGAUGAAGGCUGGAAUAUCCGUCUGUCCGGAUGCAUUCGAAUCUGGCGCGCGGGGUGCAUUAUACAGUCAGAGUUCAUCGCCGACAUACUGGAGCCGUUCCUCAACAUGAACAAGACGCCUACAAAUGCCAAACUCGACAGCCGCGUCGGGCGGGAACUGCAGCGCAACUAUGGCGUACUCAAGGAUAUCGUCUCUCGGGGGCUUGCGUACGACGACUACAUACCUGCCCUCUCCGCAACGCUCGAGUAUAUGAAGUGCAGCGGCGGGACGAUGCUGCCGACGAGAUUUGUGGAAGCUCAGAUGGAUUAUUUCGGGGCUCACUCAUAUGACAAGGCUGGUGUGCCAGGCGAAGACCCUGGGCCGGUAGCAAAAGGCGCACAUGACUACGAGUGGAAGCCUGCUUAG